Messenger RNA from Octopus sinensis (East Asian common octopus), 978 nucleotides. RefSeq names its product N-alpha-acetyltransferase 40. Gene Ontology annotation, molecular function: histone H2A acetyltransferase activity; histone H4 acetyltransferase activity; protein N-terminal-serine acetyltransferase activity. The coding region runs from base 171 to 920 and encodes 249 amino acids. Gene Ontology annotation, cellular component: nucleus. The transcript is spliced from 9 exons. Lineage: Eukaryota; Metazoa; Mollusca; Cephalopoda; Octopoda; Octopodidae. The record is from RefSeq and is a predicted model, not a curated record.
UCAGUUGAAACCAAGGAAACUAGUGAUGAUUGACGUUGGCACUUUGGCAAAAAGUACAGAAAAUUCCCCAACGAAAAUUAGAGAAUAUCAACAUUUCGGGAAGAAUACUUCAGACGGGGAGGCUGUGCCACUCAGUUGUUCAAGUGAUUGGAGCAAUUUUUCAUUGAGAUAUGUUGUCAAUCUUCCGUAGGCUUCGUCCGCGACAGAUUUUGACCGUAACUCUUCAAGCUCAAAGAAGAACUGCUAAAUCAAAAGAAAAAAGACAGAAGAAACAACAGGAAAUUUCUCGUUUAAAAGCAUCAAUUGCAAAAGUUGAAGCUGCUAAUAAGCUGGAAGACCCUUUGUCUAUGUUGAUGCCAUUCAAAAAGUUUGAAAGAAAUGGAUUAGACAUUAAAAUCGAAUGUUCCAAGGUGUCUGAACUUGAUAAGGAAACCAUUAACUGGGCCUUCCAGUUGACGAAAUCUAAUAUGCAGUCAUUGUAUGAAGCCAGUGAUUGGGGAUGGAGUGACCGUGAGAAGAAAACUGAAAUGACAGAAGACAAAGCGUGGUAUUUGAUAGCAAGAGAUUUGGACAGUAAGAAGCCAGUCGCCUGUGUCCAUUUUAGGUUCGAUUUAGAAUGUGAUGAUGAAGUGCUUUAUUGUUAUGAAAUCCAGAUUAUGCCUGAAGCACGACGAAAAGGACUUGGCAAGUUCUUAAUGCAAAUCCUGGAAUUGCUUGCUCAUAAAACAGACAUGAAGAAAGUAAUGCUGACUAUAUUUAAACACAAUCCUGUUGGAAGAGAUUUUUUUGUAAAUAAGCUAAAAUACAAUGUUGAUGAAAUCUCGCCACAAACUCCACUCUUCGAAGAAGAAUAUUGCUAUGAAAUACUCAGUAAAAUUAUGCCAGAAAAAAAACCCUCAGCGGUUGAGAAAGCUACUUAACAUUUUAUAAAUUUGUAUAUAUAGAACAUAAAUAUACAUAAACAAUGAUUAUUCAGAA